AUGCCCAUGAAAUGUUGUUUCCACAGGUCACCAACGACAGAGGCAGCGGCGUGGUGUGAAAACAUGGACACUCUUUUAACCAACCAAGCUGGUCUAGAGGCUUUUCGAACAUUUCUGAAAUCAGAAUUUAGUGAAGAAAACGUUGAGUUCUGGCUUGCUUGUGAAGACUUCAAGAAAACGGAAAGUGCCGAAAAAAUUGCUUCCAAGGCCAAGAUGAUUUAUUCUGAAUUCAUUGAGGCUGAUGCCCCCAAAGAGAUUAACAUCGACUUCAGUACCAGGGACCUCAUCACUAAGAACAUUGCAGAGCCCACUGUCAAGUGUUUUGAUGAGGCUCAGAAGCUAAUCUACAGCCUCAUGGCCAAGGAUUCGUUCCCGCGGUUUCUAAAGUCGGAGAUUUACAAGAAACUGGUUGAUAGCAACCAGGUUGGAAACAAUAAAAAAUGGCUCCCUUUCUUGUAG
This is a messenger RNA of Pipistrellus kuhlii (Kuhl's pipistrelle), 459 nucleotides long. RefSeq names its product regulator of G protein signaling 21 (gene RGS21). The transcript is spliced from 4 exons. The record is from RefSeq and is a predicted model, not a curated record. The coding region runs from base 1 to 459 and encodes 152 amino acids. NCBI's taxonomy places the organism in Eukaryota, Metazoa, Chordata, Mammalia, Chiroptera, Vespertilionidae.